AUGUUCUGUCUACGGAGCUGGCUCCCGCUCCUCUUCAUCCCCACCAACGCCUCGCCCUCCUUCAUAUUCCUCUUCUUCGUGUGCACCUACUUCCUCAACAAGCCGUGCAUCUACUGCUCGAUACUCCUCCUCAUCCUCUUCUUCACGUCGUGCAACUGGUCCGAUCGAUGCUUCUUCGACUUCAGUAGCGACUGGUUCCGCCCGCGCCCCGAGACCACACCCGACGAUGGGUCCCUCGUGAUCGUCGAGAUGUUCAACACCACCGUCAAGGCCAUUGCCGGCGUCGCCGCCGACGAGCUGCGUGCGAAGAGGGCCGAGUGGACUGGCCUCGGAAUGGAGUGGCUCCGGAGCCUGCUCGGGAGACGGGAGUGGGCGAUCGACUGUAUGGACAUCAAGAUCCGUCUGUAA
Messenger RNA from Clonostachys rhizophaga, 408 nucleotides. NCBI's taxonomy places the organism in Eukaryota, Fungi, Ascomycota, Sordariomycetes, Hypocreales, Bionectriaceae. The record is from the annotation of a GenBank genome assembly.